AUGUCGAAUCUACUCAUGUUUGGCGCCACCGGCGCAAUCGGUCAGUUCAUCAUUGAUGCCAUUGUCGCCGCAAAGGACUCCUUCGGCCGCAUCGCCGUGUUUACUAGCCCCAACACCGUCGCAACCAAGUCCGAGCAGAUCGAGGCUUUGAAGAAAGCUGGCGUGGAAAUUAUCACCGGCGAUAUUGCCAACCCGGACGAUGUGAAGGCCGCUUUUGCUGGUAUCGAUACGGUCGUUUCCGCUCUCGGCCGUGGUGCCAUCGCCGCCCAGAUUCCGCUCAUCCAGCUGGCCGCAGAGAGUCCCCAGGUCAAGCGCUUUAUCCCCUCCGAGUAUGGCACCGAUAUCGAAUACAGCCCCGCGUCGCAGCACGAGAAGCCCCAUCAGCAAAAGCUGAAGGUGCGGGCCGCGCUGCGCGAGGUCCAAGACAAGCUUGAGUACGCGUAUGUGGUGACCGGUCCGUAUGGCGACUUUCCCUUCUACAUCGGCCGCUCGCCGGACCCCAAAGUCGGUACCUUCCAUGUGGCUGCGAAACGUGCGGUGUUGCUGGGCGAUGGGAACGGACGCAUUAGUUUGAGUAGUCGGCCUGAUGUUGGGAAAUUCGUCGUGCAUACCCUCACCCACUGGGAUGUGUCGCGCAACCGUGCUCUGAAGCUGAACUCGUUCACGACGAGUCCGCGGGAGAUCCUGGCGGAGUUCGAAAAGCAAACUAACAGCUCUUGGUCGGUGGAGUACACUCCUCUGGACGAGCUGCGUCAUCUCGAGGAGGAGGCUUGGGAGAAAGGGAAUCCUCUGGCUACGUUGUACACCUUGCGGCGCAUCUGGACCGAGGGAGGAACGCUGUAUGAGCGUCGGGAUAAUGAGGAUAUCGGGGCGGUGGAUACUGACAGUCUGGAGGAUUUGGUUCGGGGGUCGAUUCAGGCUCAGUUAGCUUAA
Molecule: messenger RNA, 933 nt
Organism: Aspergillus terreus NIH2624
Lineage: Eukaryota; Fungi; Ascomycota; Eurotiomycetes; Eurotiales; Aspergillaceae
Product: aromatic alcohol reductase
Exons: 3
Coding region: 1-933 (310 amino acids)
Molecular function (GO): oxidoreductase activity
Source: RefSeq, a predicted model, not a curated record